AUGGGACCAGAAAACCAAACACAUGUGUCAGAAUUCCUCCUCCUGGGACUUUCUGAGAAGUCAGAGCAGCACCUUCCCCUCUUUGGGCUCUUCCUGGGCAUGUACAUGGUCACUGUGGUUGGUAACAUUCUCAUUAUGCUGAUCAUUGGCUCUGACUCCCACCUCCACACUCCCAUGUACUUCUUUCUCUCCAAUUUGUCCUUGGUGGAUGUCUGUCUAGUUACUACCUUGGUCCCCAAGAUGCUGAUGAACCUCCUAACACACAAUAAGGCCAUUUCGUAUGCUGGUUGCUUUGCUCAGAUGUACUUCUUCAUUGUUUUUGCUUGUUCAGACAAUUUGCUCCUCACUGUGAUGGCCUAUGACUGCUUUGUGGCCAUUUGUCACCCUCUGCACUAUGUCACCAUGAUGAGGCCAUGGAUUUGUGGCUUCCUGGUUCUAAUGGCAUGGACUAUUAGUCUUCUAAACUCUGUUCUCCAAAUUCUAAUGGUGAUGAGGCUGUCCUUCUGUACAGAACGUGAGAUUUCCCACUUUUUCUGUGAACUUGGUGAGGUUAUGAAACUCUCUUGUUCUGAUACCCUCAUCAAUGACAUCUUAGUAUAUUUUGUAACUGGUCUGCUAGGUGUUCUCCCCUUCACAGGGAUCCUUUUCUCUUAUACUCAGAUCUGUUCCUCAAUAUUGAGAGUACCAUCAGCUAGAGGGAAAUAUAAAGCCUUUUCUACCUGUGGGUCUCACCUCUCUGUUGUUUUAUUAUUCUAUGGCACAGGACUUGGAGUAUAUCUGAGUUCUUCAGUUACCCACUCCUCCUGGAAGAUCUCAGUUGCCUCGGUGAUGUACUCCGUAGUCACCCCCAUGGUGAACCCCUUCAUCUAUAGUCUGAGGAAUCAGGACAUGAAGGAAGCCCUAAAGAGGUUCACUAGUAGAACAGCUUCUUCGCAAUGA
This is a messenger RNA of Vombatus ursinus (common wombat), 939 nucleotides long. Its product is annotated as olfactory receptor 7C1-like. Gene Ontology annotation, cellular component: membrane. The transcript has a single exon. The record is from RefSeq and is a predicted model, not a curated record. The coding region runs from base 1 to 939 and encodes 312 amino acids. NCBI's taxonomy places the organism in Eukaryota, Metazoa, Chordata, Mammalia, Diprotodontia, Vombatidae. Gene Ontology annotation, molecular function: olfactory receptor activity; G protein-coupled receptor activity. Gene Ontology annotation, biological process: G protein-coupled receptor signaling pathway.